AUGUCAAGACCGACUCGACAAUUGUCGCUCCAGCCACGUCCGACCCAACGAACGCAAAUCCGACGACAGAAAUCGGCAGAUGGAACCGGAUCAGGAGCCACCAUUUACGACGCUAAUCAGCGCGGGAAGAAACCGUGGCCUGCUGAGAGGCCCAAAGUAAGAAUCGCGUGGUCAUCUUCAGGACUGGAUGAAACCAAAGUAGAGGUAGUCGCAUCGCGAAUCGGAACAUCAGCGAAAACCCGCGGAUUGUCCAAUUCCUCGCUGAUGAAUUCCGACAAGGCGACUAUUCUGUACUCGCGCCAGGAGCUGGCCGAGAGAUUGCGUCUUGCGUGGAAGCAGAGAGAGGCCAACAAGUCGAACAUAGACAUUUUCCUGGCCCACGAAACGAUUGAUGAGUCUUCGCGCUGCGACUCGAGAUUGUCAACGAUAAGCUGCGAUGUUAUGAAAACUGACCAGGAUAUUUUCACUCUUGGAAUCUCUCCUGAUUCCUCGGUCGACUGCGAAGAGCCGGAAGGUGUUGAUGGCUGCAAGGAGAAGCUGCUGGACGCCAGAGCUAAAAGAGCUUCUUUCCAAUCCGGGACAAAUGUCGCUUUUAUGGGACCAAUCAAUAAACUCAUCAAGGAAGGAUCAUCAGACAGAAUUUUGGAGAAAAAGGAACGCGCUGUUACGCCAGAUUGUAAGGUCAAUAAAAGGACGAACUCUGCACCUCCCUCAUCUCAAAGACGAGGAUCUCCAAUUACUCUGGGACACUUGGGUGCAGGUCGUCCAAAAGUUAACAUUGUGAUAGACACUCCGAAGAUUUCACGCCCGAAAGAUGCAGCUAGAAUUGACAGAAAGGACACUGGACAAAAAGCUCCAAGCCUUUAUGAAGAGUCCAAAAGUGUCUCGCCCAAUUCCAGCUCUGGGGAGAAAAUCCAGGGGAAGUUCGUGACCAAAAAGCGGGCCAGAACUGGAAAACGGAGAGUUGAAGAGUCUGGGGCGAAGAAAAGCGAAUGUAAGCAGAAUCCUGAUGUGAUUACUAUGGUGUCGUUGGUCAGUGACGCUGACAGCGACUCUGAGGUUGAGAAGAACUCUCCAAGGGAUGACAAACUGGUGAGACAGCUUCGCAGCAAUUUACCUACCACGCCGAUAAUCAAGAGCUGCUCAUCUUUGAUGAUCAACACUGAGAGUCUGAGCGUUUUUUCUGUUUCUUUUCAGCAAGACUCGAUCGACGGGGACCUGAUUCGUCCGAGAAGUGAAGAUAAGAAGACGACUUUUUACAACGAAAGCCUUUCUCGGGUGAGCGUUAACCAGCCAGAGCUUGGUGCGACUCGUACUUCGCCACUCGAUGAAAUGAAGCGUCCGUGGCUUGAAAUAGCUUCUUCUGAGCUGGCGACAUCUGCCGUCUUCUGGAAGUCCUCCGAAGAGGAUUGUCCUCUGACGGACAGAGAGAAGAGAUGUUUAGUGGUCCCCAUCGGCGACCCGCAGGACAAAAAAAGAAAGCUGCUGUUGCAACGCACCAAAAGUGUGCCAUGUCGAACGAACGAUGAAAACCAAUUGGCAAUGCAAAUCGAGGCUAAGGAGCCCGCGGUUACUACUGAUAAACAAACAGAGUUGUCUUCCAUUCAGCGAACUGAUACCGCCGUUUUUCCUCAGACUAUUUCUAAAAUUAUACAGAGGAGUAGCUUCGACGAGAGAACUAUUGACAUAAGAAUGGAGAAUGAAAGUCAGGCAGAGCCCGUCUUGGGGACUACCAAAGAAAAGGAAUGCUGGCAUCUUUAUAGAAGGAUGUGCGAUAAAGGAGUCUGUGUUUCAUUUGAUACCGUUCUGAGGGGAAUGCUUACACCAACGGAAUACAGAUUGAGAAGAAGAGAAAUCACAUAG
Cotesia congregata is the source of this 1863-nucleotide messenger RNA. The record is from the annotation of a GenBank genome assembly. NCBI's taxonomy places the organism in Eukaryota, Metazoa, Arthropoda, Insecta, Hymenoptera, Braconidae.